ACUGCAUAAUGUUAAAAAAAAAACCUACUCGUGAUCCAGGGUACGUCUUGAUCUUUGGAUACUCGGCAUCGAAAGCGAGAGAUCUUCGCCGUCUACCUGUGGGUAGGACGCUGCCAUCGUAGGAAGGUCAGCGGGUUCAGCGUCGGUUGGUUGUAGUAACUGGAGUGGUGAUUCGCUAAAGAUGGUGAAGAGCACGAAAACUGUCGGACUGGAGUCGGUCCCGAAAAUUCGAAGUGCACGGAGUCAGGACCAAGAGUCAAAGGGGAGCUAUACACUAUAUGAGGAAUCCAAAAUGUGAACCAGGGAGUCAAGGCUAGGCCAUGCAGGUGUCACCAGUGGCGCCGAAUCACCCGGGAUACAGAUGCCCUUCGUUUCAGUCUCAGCCUCGCAUCAGAUAUUCUUUAACGGGGGUACCUCACUGGCUGUACACAUAUCUACGAAAGCUCAUGCACUCGAUCGAGAGUUGCCGCAGUACAUCACGUCUCGACAAACUCACCCCUCUUUAUGCAGAAAUGAUGGCUUCUGAACUUUUCAAAUGCGACACCUGUUCUAAGUCGUUCGAUACCCUUGGAAGGUUCAAUCAGCAUAAGAAAACGCAUUCUAAGCCGUUUGGAUGCGAGAUUUGUCAUCGCGGAUUUGCGCUCCGUCUAGACCUCAAUCGACAUGUCAAAGCUCGUCAUCGCGUUGGACACGAGAAGUAUCGUUGUCAUAUUGAGCAUUGCCAGUUUCGAACAAUUCGCAAGGACCACCUGAGCCGACAUUUGUCAAAAAUUCAUGGAAACCCCUCCAAGACACGUAAAGAGGCAAGUUCGCUAGAUAUCAAUGAUCCUGCACCCCGGUCCUCGCCUCUUUCGUCGACCAAGCUCGGUCACACCGGGUACCUCCAUACCUGCUCGACAUUUAUGCAGGCAGCAAGUCUGGGCAAUAUAACCCUCCUCGAAGCGGCCUUGGACGCGGGAAUAGCACUGGAGACGAUAGCAAACGACGGCUCCACUGCGCUGCACUGUGCCGCGAGAGCAGGUCAGGCUAUGUCAGUCCAAUACUUGCUCGAAAAAGGUGCCAACGCGGAGAGGCGGAAUGACAAAGGCAGAAUACCUUUGUAUGAGGCUCUGCUGAGUCAGAAUCCCGGUACCGUCAACGUACUGUUGCAUGGAACGGCAGAAAUUAUAAAUCUCGACAGUAUCGAGUACUACCUAGCACGAUCUGGAAGUAUCGAAGUAUUGCAGGUCUAUAUUAAGCACCCAAGAACGACCUUCGCAAGUCAUAACGCCCAGAAUCUACUCACCGCUGCAUCAAAAAUGGGACAAACCUCUAUAGUUGCUGCGAUGCUUCAACACUCAGAUAUCGAUGUCAACAAGAAAGACCCUACAGGAAACGCGCCAAUACAUCAAGCAGCGCGGUACGGGUUCAUCGAGGUCAUGCAGUUGCUUCUGUCUUCUCAAGGGAUUGAUCUAAAUGUUCAGACGCGCGUGAACAGAUUAACUCCACUCUAUAUCGCUGUAUUGAAGGGACACUUCGAUAUUUUCCGGCUAUUGCUCGACCAAGUAGCCGCCGUGGCCAAUCCUGCUGCUUCUACCGACUGUAUAUCUCCCCUUUUGGUGCCUAUCCAAGGUCAUCCGAAUGUUGUGAAGAGUUUAAUUAGUCAAGACGGUAUCGACAUCAACUGUAAAAACAAGAAUUUGCAGACACCGUUGCACCUAGCCGCUUCACAAGGUUGUACGAAUUUUGUAAAGCAUUUGUGUCGUCAAGAUAAUGUCGAAACAAGUUGCAAAGACAAGUUUUUGCAGACACCAUUGCAUCUAGCAGCCUCACAAGGUCAUGUGGAGGCUGUUAAGUGUUUGAUCAGAUUCGCCGAUUCUGGGUGUACGGAUGAUAACAAACAGACUGCUGUACAUCUAACGGCCUUCAAUGGACACUGGGAAACGGUUCAUACGUUACUUGAACACCAGGGGUACCCCAUGAAAUGUACCAACAUGCCAGAUCAAGCCUCGCUGAUGAAAGAAAUCGACAAGACGGAGGUAAUCAGAAGGCUACUACGUCGCGCGGACUUUCAGGAUGUAAACUUCAUCGAUAAAUCCCCCAGGUUUAAGGAGACCCUUUUGACCACAGCCGUUCACAGAGGAGAUUGCGAGAUAAUACGAGUCCUACUAGCUCACCCAGAUAUCAACGUCAACAAGAUGAAUAAUAACCGCUACAGCCCCCUAAUGACCGCUGCUUGGUAUAGUCAACUAGAUGCAGGAAGACUCCUUCUUGAGCACAAAGACAUCGACAUAGACUUCAGUAGAGAAGACGGAUACUUCGGGUGUGACUGGACCGCAUUGAAGUAUGCCAGAGAACGCGGUCACAAAGAAUUCGUCAACCUUCUCCUCUACUACGGCGCCACGGACGAUGAAGCUGGCUCUACCACAACUGCCGGAGAAGAAAGCAAUGUUGCAGGCCCCACAAGGCUAGUUGAACUGCAGGAUAACGCUCUUACCAAGCCUGAACUCGAAGCCCAGCCUUAUUCUUUCAUGGAUGAAUACAUAAAUGACGAUCCAAUGUAUGACCUAGAAAUGGCCGAUACUGAAGAUCUGGACAUGACGGCUUAG
This is a messenger RNA of Cucurbitaria berberidis CBS 394.84, 2588 nucleotides long. Its product is annotated as ankyrin. The record is from RefSeq and is a predicted model, not a curated record. Lineage: Eukaryota; Fungi; Ascomycota; Dothideomycetes; Pleosporales; Cucurbitariaceae. Bases 321 to 2588 code for a protein of 755 amino acids. The transcript has 3 exons. Gene Ontology annotation, molecular function: protein binding.